Molecule: messenger RNA, 1148 nt
Organism: Homalodisca vitripennis (glassy-winged sharpshooter)
Lineage: Eukaryota; Metazoa; Arthropoda; Insecta; Hemiptera; Cicadellidae
Exons: 4
Coding region: 213-782 (189 amino acids)
Source: RefSeq, a predicted model, not a curated record
AACUUCGAGACCGUGGCGCAGCACUGCGGCAGGUGACGCAACCAUCUGUAUCGUUUCAUCGCCCUCCGCUUCGAUAUCUUGUUCAUUCGGUAGUUUAGUCGGGCGCUAUCACCGAAUGAUCUAUUUUGCGUACAGUAUUACUCAACAAGAAAGUUUUACAAUGUUCUAAUUAAUGUUUCCCUUUUGGAUUAUACAACAUCACAAUUAUCAGUAUGGGGAAUUGCCCGGACGGAGGCACCAACGAUAUUUUAUUCCAAACGACAAUCAGUAAAACCUCCCGGAACAGUGUGUGUUACAGUGGCUGGAUCUUCCUGCGGUAUGGGGUCCGUAAUGACAUGCACGAACACUGGGAGAUAUCGUCCCUAGGAAGUACUGGAGGCUGGAAGACCAAUUUCCUGACUUUCAACAACAAACACGGUUGUUUGGACACCAAACGGCUGUACCCCCAGUGGUUCAAAAUCUUCGAGCUGGCCAAGCUAAAUGACACUUCUUGUCCUAUUCCUAAAGGUAACUACACGUUUACUUGCCUGGAUCUAUCUAACCUUCAGUUCGAGAGAACUAAUGUGAUGAUAUACGGGACGUACAGAGUAACCAUUAACUAUUUUCUGAACAAAGUAAAGAUCGGCUGCACCAUGUACCAAGGCGUCGUCUACCCCAGGGUCAACUGGACCGAGACGACCAACUCUUCAACGUCGUCCCUCGUCUCUGGAGGUCUGCACACCAGUGGCGUGGGGAGGCCGGUAUUAUCCACUACACAGGAUAUUUCCGUCCACCGUAUCUAAACACAUCUGACAUCUUUGAUUUGUGGAAUGUCAAGAGAGUGCAAGUUUCAACAUGUUAUACAGUGGAAACACAAUAAUUGGUGAAAAUAUAAUCUCAUUAACAAUCUUAUAAACCAUAGGAUAAGCUGAAAAUUACCCACUGAGUGGUUUAAAGACCUAAAUUGAAAUUUCCAGAAAUAGUUUUUUAAUGAAUUAGUGAUACGUGCAAAAGUGAAAGCAAAAAAAGGUAAAUUCCAAUUCAUUUGUUAAUUCUCUUAUUAAAAUAACAUUAACACGUAGAUUGCAGAUAAUGUAAUUUUCAGUUCAAUUUUGUAUAUUUGAAAUUUUGUAAAACGUUGCAGAGUAAAAUAAAUAAAACACGAUAGU